AUGGAAGAUUUUUUGGCCAGAUCUGGCGCUUUAGCUGACACCGCAGAAACCUUAAGCAUUACUGAGGAACAAGCCACAGCAGUACUAUGGCCACGUACUACAAAGGAUCUCGCACAUACUAAUACUGCAAAAGAACUAUAUAACGAUUUAUUUAAAUUAAAACGACGAGAAAUUGACUUAGACCUCCAUGGAGUAUUUAUUUCAGAUUAUUACAGAGCCAAGCGAAUACCUAGAGGCUUUAGAGUCCGUAAUGCCCCUACUAUAGGCAGACAAAACCCGGACUUCGGCAGACGUUGGAUGCAAAUAGCGAAUAAAUGCUCCUUAGAUUGGAUGGUCAUAGUCGUGGAAGAGGUUGGUAAAGAAUUAAUUCUUGUUAAAAAAACUAUCCAAGAAUUUGAAGUUAGUAAUGUUACUUUGUUACAAGCACCCUCCACGCAAGACACUUUGAUUAAAUUGCAGGAUGAUAUUCAAAAAUAUCAAAAUGACCUUAUAAGGUUUAAAAAGCAGAAACUUAACAAAGUCAACCAUGACUACACUCACCACCAAGUGUAUAGAUGGCUGAGUGGAAGUGAUUCUAAUAGUAGAAACCCACCUUCAAGAUAUCAACAACGGAUUACCAAACCAAAGUUUAAAACGAUUGAUGUUAGCUCUGGAGAGUCUGCCUCUGAAACUGAAAUGAUUGAUCCAACUUCUAAGUCAUAUACCACUCCUUUUUUAGAGAAAGGAGCAACUUUCAAAGAACCUCCAGAUAUGCCAAAAGAACGGAGGGAUACAAGAAAAAAAGACCUAUCAGGCGAGGAAAGAAGGGUCACUCGUUACACCAACACCUCGGGGAGACCCCCUCUUCAGAGAACUCGUCCGUAG
Molecule: messenger RNA, 864 nt
Organism: Pelobates cultripes (western spadefoot toad)
Lineage: Eukaryota; Metazoa; Chordata; Amphibia; Anura; Pelobatidae
Source: the annotation of a GenBank genome assembly